AUGAAGCAGCCAAGGUUCUGCACGGAGCUGUUUUGGAUCCUCUGCACAUUUGCUGGUCAGGCGUGGUGCUCAGAGGACGAGACGCGUCUGGUGAAUCAUUUGUUCAGCGGCUACAACAAGGUCGUGCGCCCAGUCAAUCACUUUAGCGAAGCUGUGGUGGUCACCGUGGGAUUGCAGCUCAUCCAGCUCAUCAGUGUGGAUGAAGUCAAUCAGAUUGUGACCAGUAACGUUCGUCUAAGACAACAAUGGACAGACGUGAACCUGAAAUGGAACCCUGAUGAGUAUGGUGGGAUCAGGAAGAUCCGAAUCCCUUCCACAGACAUUUGGAAGCCCGACUUGGUGCUUUACAACAAUGCCGAUGGCGACUUCGCCAUCAUCCACGAAACCAAAGUGCUUCUGGAGCACAACGGCCAGAUUACAUGGAACCCGCCCGCCAUCUUCAAGAGCUACUGCGAGAUCAUAGUCCUGCAUUUCCCCUUCGACUUGCAAAACUGCAGUAUGAAGCUCGGCACGUGGACGUACGACGGCCUUCUGGUCGUCAUCAACCCGGACAGUGACCGUCCCGACCUGAGCAACUUCAUGGAGUCUGGAGAGUGGGUUCUGAAGGACUACAGAAACUGGAAACACUGGGUCUACUACACGUGUUGCCCUGAGACGCCCUACCUGGACAUCACUUACCACUUCCUGAUGCUGCGACUGCCACUCUACUUUAUCGUCAAUGUCAUCAUCCCGUGCAUGCUCUUCUCCUUCCUAACUGGCCUUGUCUUUUACCUGCCCACCGACUCUGGUGAAAAGAUGACCUUGUCCAUCUCAGUCUUGCUGUCCCUCACCGUGUUCCUGUUGGUCAUCGUGGAGCUUAUUCCAUCCACGUCGAGCGCCGUGCCACUUAUCGGAAAGUACAUGCUCUUUACCAUGGUCUUUGUCAUCGCUUCCAUUAUCAUCACCGUCAUCGUCAUCAACACACACCAUCGCUCCCCCAGCACGCACACCAUGCCUGCCUGGAUUCGAAAGGUAUUCAUUGAAAAAAUCCCAAACAUGAUGUUCUUCUCCACCAUGAAGCGUCCCAGCCAGGAAAUCCGGCAAAAGAGAUUGUUUCCUACAGACAUGGACAUCUCCGAUAUCUCAGGCAACCCGACGCCCACUAGCAUCCCCUACCAGUCCCCCAUUAUUAAGAACCCCGACGUGCGUAGUGCCAUCGAAGGCGUCAAAUUCAUCGCAGAGACCAUGAGGUCAGACGAGGAGUCCAACAAUGCGGCAGAGGAGUGGAAGUUUGUAGCAAUGGUUCUAGAUCACAUUCUCUUGUGUGUCUUCAUGGCUGUGUGCAUCAUCGGCACUCUUGCCGUAUUCGCCGGCCGACUCAUCGAACUCAACACACUUUGA
Molecule: messenger RNA, 1380 nt
Organism: Nerophis lumbriciformis (worm pipefish)
Lineage: Eukaryota; Metazoa; Chordata; Actinopteri; Syngnathiformes; Syngnathidae
Source: RefSeq, a predicted model, not a curated record